UCAUGGCUAUGCUACAGUACUGGAUCUACAUCUGUGGAGGAAUGUUCUUCUUCGUGAGCUUUGAGGGACGCAUUGUCAUGUACAAGAUCAUUUACAUGAUGAUGUUUCUCUUUUGCGUGGCACUUUAUCAGUUGCACUAUGAGCGGUGGCGCUGGAUGCUGAAGUAUUUCUGGAUGUCAGUGGUGGUUUACACCAUGCUGGUGCUCAUUCUGGUCUACACCUUCCAGUUUGAGUCCUCCAUUAACGUGUGGUCCAACAUGACAGGCAUGAGCAGAGAGAAGCUGGAAGAUCUGGGUCUGGAGAAGUUCUCUGUUCCUGCUCUGUUCACGCGGAUCUUCAUUCCCACCUCGUUCCUGCUGGUCUGCAUCCUGCAUCUGCACUAUUUCCACGAGCGCUUCCUCGAGCUCACCGACAUCAAAUCUGUGGCCGACAAACAGAAGAGCACAAUCUCCAGGCUUGUUCAUCUGGAUGGCAGUCUGGUGGAUAUUUCCAUGGUCAAACCUUCCUUUGACUCCAUAAAUGAGGAGCAGAUUGAGGAGAGAGUAGACCUGGAGAAAGAGGAAGAUGAUGUUAAACAAUGGGAGGAAGAGAAGAUCUCUGAGCCACACUUCAUGUCUGAAAGCUUCAAACCUCCAGAUGACAGAAGACACCAAACCCUAACAUGGUUAACAUGGAUAAUGUACAUUCAAAUUGUCAUAUUAUGCAUCUAA
Molecule: messenger RNA, 710 nt
Organism: Cyprinus carpio (common carp)
Lineage: Eukaryota; Metazoa; Chordata; Actinopteri; Cypriniformes; Cyprinidae
Product: piezo-type mechanosensitive ion channel component 2-like
Exons: 4
Coding region: 3-710 (235 amino acids)
Biological process (GO): cellular response to mechanical stimulus; detection of mechanical stimulus; regulation of membrane potential
Cellular component (GO): plasma membrane
Molecular function (GO): monoatomic cation channel activity; mechanosensitive monoatomic ion channel activity
Source: RefSeq, a predicted model, not a curated record